Molecule: messenger RNA, 3773 nt
Organism: Canis lupus familiaris (dog)
Lineage: Eukaryota; Metazoa; Chordata; Mammalia; Carnivora; Canidae
Gene: OTOA
Product: otoancorin
Exons: 29
Coding region: 49-3471 (1140 amino acids)
Biological process (GO): cell-matrix adhesion
Cellular component (GO): cell surface
Source: RefSeq, a predicted model, not a curated record
CCGCCCCCUGCGCAGCGGGACUCACAGCAGAGGAGCGGGCAGCGCAGGAUGAUGUCCCAGGAACCUAGGACAUACUUUCUUUUCCUGUUCUUUUUUCUGAGCCAUGGAGUGGCAAGUCAUAGCGUUCCAGAUUCCAGGCAGGAUUUGCAUCCAUUGUUGCAAAAAAUGGCAGAAGAAAUAAUAGAUGGAAGCUAUCUGAAUGCAUUACUGGAUCUCAUACAGUUUCAAAGCUCCCAUGGGUGGACAGCAGACCUGUGCCACAGAAUCCUGGCCUAUCUGAAUUCACGGAAUGUCACCUUCACCAUCCCCAGCCUGCAGGCAGCCAUGGAAAACCACCUGGAGCAGCGUCUGUAUCAGCCCCAGAAGCUGCUAGAGGACCUGAGAGACACAGAUGCUCAGCAAUUCCACACUGUGAUGAAAUGCCUCUUAGAAGACAAGAAGGACCUCUUGGAGCUGGAAGACAUCGUUAUUGACUUGGGAGAGAUUCGGAAACAAGCCUUGCAGAGCCCUGGCGUGAACCGCAGCCUGUUUCUCAUCACACUGGAGAGGUGUUUCCAGGUGCUGAACUCCCUGGAGUGUGUGGAGAUCCUGGGCAGGGUCCUGAGGGGCUCCUCAGGCAGUCUUCUGCAGCCAAACAUCCCAGAGAAGCUCCCCCAGGACCUGCGUGAGGACGCUUUCAAGAACCUAUCUGUGGUAUUCAAAGAUCUCUACGACCAAACCUCGGCUCAUUCCCAGAGAGCUCUCUAUUCCUGGAUGACUGGGAUUUUGCAGAUGUCCUUCAAUGCUACUGAUGACUCUGUUUCAUGGGUCAGUGCAGAAAACUUGUGGAUUUUGGGGAGAUACAUGGUUCACCUAUCACUUGAAGAAAUUGUGAAAAUUAGUCCCGUGGAAAUUGGGUUGUUUAUCAGCUAUGACAAUGCCACCAAGCAGCUGGACACAGUUUAUGACAUCACGCCUGAACUGGCCCAGGCGUUUUUGGAGAGGAUCAGCUCCUCCAGCUUUGACAUGAGGAAUAUCUCCACCAUUCACAGGUUGGGGCUGCUGGUCUGUUUCUACAAUGACCUGGAUUUGCUGGACGCCACAGUGGCCCAAGUCCUCCUUCACCAGAUGAUCAAGUGCAGCCAUCUGAGGGGCUUCCAGGCUGGGGUUCAGAAGCUCAAAGCUGACCUCCUGGACAUUGCCACGGAGAACCAGACCCUCAAUGAGACUCUGGGCUCUUUGUCGGAUGCGGUUGUGGGCUUGACCCAUAGUCAACUGGAAUCCCUCUCCCCUGAGGCUGUGCAUGGUGCCAUCUCCACCCUCAACCAGGUCUCAGGCUGGGCCAAGAGCCAGGUCAUCAUCUUGUCUGCCAAAUACUUGGCCCAUGAGAAGGUGCUGUCUUUCUACAAUGUCAGCCAGAUGGGCGUGCUGCUGGCUGGGGUUGGCACCCAGGCCUUCUAUGGCAUGGAUCGCAGGGACCUCUUGCAGGUCCUGAGAAGCACUAACUCCUUGCAUGUGUCUGACUUGUCACCUGCCCAGAAGCAAGGUGUCCUCAGCAAGAUGAUCGAAGCAGGAGAUACUACCUCAGGUAUUGUGGAAAUACAAGGGGCUUUCUUUAAGGAAGUGUCUCUCUUCGAUUUACGGGGGGAACCUGGAUUUAACACUACAGUCCUAAAGGAAAAGGAGCUUCGGAGGAGUCAGGCCUUGUUCCUGUAUGAGCUUCUGUCAAAGUCAACCAGAAGGCCUGAGGAGCUCCUGAGCACAGGGCAGCUGGUCAAAGGUAUGACAUGCUCCCACAUUGAUGCCAUGAGUGCGGACUCCUUUCUGGCCCAUUUCCACUAUUUUGAGAACAACCUCUCCCUGCUCUCACCAUAUCAGGUUAAUUGUUUGGCGUGGAAAUACUGGGAGGUCUCCAGAUCAUCUAUGCCACCUUUCCUCUUGGCUGCACUCCCGGCUCACCACCUGGCUUCUGUCCCAGCCUCCCAGUGUGUGCCCUUUCUGAUCAGCCUGGGGAAGAAUCAGUUGGACUCCUUGGUUUUAGAUUCCCACAAAAAGAAUUCGGUCCUUAGGAAGGUACAGCAGUGCCUGAACAACUCCAUUGCCGAUGAGUUUGCGGUAGACAUCGUGGGGAAACUGCUCUGCCACUUGCCCGCAGCCAUUAUCCACAGUGGGAUCUCCGCCCGGGCCUGGGCCACAGCCCUGCACGGACUCAGAGACUGCCCAGGCCUCAGCCCUGAGCAGAAGGCUGCGGUGAGGCUCAGGCUCCUGGAACAGUACGGACUCCCCCGGAACUGGACGGCUGAGACGAUGAAGGACUUGGGACCCUUUCUAGUACUUUUUUCAGGAGAUGAACUAAGCUCUGUUGCCACAAAGUUUCCUGAGAUCCUUCAGCAAACAUCUUUCAAGAUAGCAGGGACCUUGCCCCCGCCAGAAUUCCUCUGGGCUGUCUUUGAAUCUGUCUGGAACAGCAGUGAGAGGAACCCAAGCUCUCACCCCAGCCCUGGUUGCCAUGGUGUCAUGGCUCCUUCUUCCAGUGACAUCUUCAAGUUGGCAGAAGCCAAUGCCUGUUGGGCCCCCGAGGACCUGCUCUGCAUGGAGGAACACACGUUCAUCAGGAGUGUGGAGCUUCUGGGGGCCGUCAGGGCUUUCAGCCUGCCUCAGUUGGUAACCCUAAAGGAGAAGGCAGUACAGGUAUGGGACAUGCCUUCUUACUGGAAAGAGCACCAUAUCACCUCCCUGGGGCGCAUUGCUCUGGCUCUUAAUGAGAGUGAGCUGGAGCAGUUGGAUCUCAGCUCCAUUGACACUGUGGUUUCCCUAAGCCAGCAGACAGAGUGGACUCCCGGACAGGCUAAAUCCAUUCUCCAAGGGUUCCUGGAGGAUUCGGGCUAUAGUGUCCAGGAUCUGAAGAGCUUCCACUUAGUAGGACUUGGUACAACCCUGUGUGCUAUGAACAUCACCGAAAUCUCACUUAUAAAAAUCUCAGAAUUCAGGGUGGUGAUGGCCAGAAUUGGGACCCUGCUCUGCAGCAUCCACAUCUUGGCUGAGUUUAAGAGGAAGGCAGAAGCUGUAUUUGGGCAUCCCACCAAGUGGUCCAGCUCUGUCCUGCAGGAGCUUGGGACUAUUGCAGCUGGAUUAACUAAGGAAGAGCUCCAAAUGCUGGACAAGGAUCUGAUGCCAUAUUUCCAGCCAUCAGCAAUCAAAUGCCUUCCUGAUGAGAUAUUCAAAGAGCUGUCCGCGGAGCAGAUCGCGUGGCUGGGCCCCGAGAACGCGGCGGCGGUGACCCCGGGUCAGCGGCGGCAGCUCAGCCUGGUGCAGCUGCAGAGCCUCCGGCGGGCGCUAGAUGGCGCCAACACUCGCUCCUGGCCGGACACGCCCGCGAGCGCCCGGCCCACCUGGGCCCCUUCCUCGGGUUCUCCUCCUGGAGCCCCUGGCACCUGGGGUCUUUGGCUUGGCUGUCCUCUGCUGGUUAUCGUGCCUGAGACCAUGUGGUGAGUGCAUGUGCACACCGCCCUUUGGUGCCCAAGCAGCUGGCCCCACUGUGUGGAAACAGAGCACUUCAGACUGUGAGACCCCUACCCCACCCCACAGCCUCCAUUGGGGGCAGGGAGACCCCAGGGCCUUGAAAUUUAAAAGGCACCAAAAGGAAGAAUAAUUAUUAAAAAUGAUUUUUAAAAGGUCUCAAGCUGGCUUGUGUCCUCAGCAGGGAGCCAUUCUCUGCCCCAUUUCAGCCUCCCUUGCUUUCUGGCUCAGAGACAGAGAGAAACUGUGGGGGUGGGGAGGGGAAGGGUGUUUUC